GUGGAAGGUCGCCUGGCUUACAAUGGAGCUGUCGGAGGAAUUACAGAGGGGUUUGCACCGCUUAGCGGACCCAGCACUAUUCAGCCCUAAAGCCUUCGCGGCCCUCAUUCGGGCGUCCUUCUUAAGUGUUAGCGAGGCCCAGGCCGCAGAGAGAGCCUUAUUAGAUCAUGCAGAGCUGCAGCACAUUGAGCCAGCAUUUAUUAAACACUGCCAUGCUGCAGCCACAACGUGUAUUCUGGAGGCUGUGAAGCACAAUACAGACAAAGCAGGCCUAAGCACAUUCCUGGAAGACUGUAAAUUUGACAAGGACAGAACCGAGCUUUUUUGGACUGAAUACCAGAAAAAUAAAGAAUCUUUGGAAACUUUACUUGGAAGUAUAGGGAUCUCCCCUCCACACAUCACUGAUGUUUCCUGGCGUCUUCAAUACCAAAUAAAGAGCAACCAACUGUACCGACAUAACCGACCCGACUAUUUAAUUAAUUUAACUGUAGAGAGUUCUGAUGCCAAUCAGAAGCCAGAAAUUAGUUUUGAUUGUUCUAUGGAACAAUUGCAGGAUUUAUUAGGAAAGCUUAGGGAUGCAGCCAAAAGCCUAGAGAGGACUACUCAGAUGUGACCUUUUUUGUAUCCUGCAACAAUCAAGAAUUCUUCCGACUUGUUUUUUUUUUUUAAAUGUAAAUUCUAUAAUCUACCUGCUGUUAUGUGCUGUUUUGUGUCUACAUUGUUACAAUAAAAACCUGAAUGCAUA
Molecule: messenger RNA, 745 nt
Organism: Xenopus laevis (African clawed frog)
Lineage: Eukaryota; Metazoa; Chordata; Amphibia; Anura; Pipidae
Gene: commd3.L
Product: COMM domain containing 3 L homeolog
Biological process (GO): sodium ion transport
Source: RefSeq, marked provisional